Oncorhynchus keta (chum salmon) is the source of this 1191-nucleotide messenger RNA. RefSeq names its product lecithin retinol acyltransferase-like. Bases 1 to 660 code for a protein of 219 amino acids. Gene Ontology annotation, biological process: retinol metabolic process. The record is from RefSeq and is a predicted model, not a curated record. Lineage: Eukaryota; Metazoa; Chordata; Actinopteri; Salmoniformes; Salmonidae. Gene Ontology annotation, molecular function: phosphatidylcholine-retinol O-acyltransferase activity. The transcript has 2 exons.
AUGAUCACCUUCCUCCAACUCCUCAGCCUCUUCUUCAUUGCUUCCAAAGUGGAUGAAGAGGACAAGGACAAAGACUCUAAGUAUGACCUGUCCUUGUACAAACGUGGCGACCUUUUGGAAGUUCCUAGAACUCUCUUCACCCAUUUCGGCAUCUACCUGGGCAACAACCGGGUGGCCCACUUCAUCCCGGACAUCCUUCCGGUAUUCACCAAGAACAAGGCUGCCAUCGGCAAGAUGGUGACCAACAACCGGCUGAUUCUAGGGGUGAUCGCCAAGUCGGCGAGCGUCAGGGUGGACUCGUUGGCGGAUUUUGCGUAUGGCUCGGAGAUCCUGGUCAACCACAUGGACAAGCUGUGCAGCCAGCCCCCCCUGGAAGGGGACGAGGUGGCCAGGAGGGCAGAGAAGCUCAUGGGCUCCAUGACCUACAGUUUGCUGUGGUACAACUGUGAACACUACGUCAUGUACUGCCGCUAUGGCAUGGCCAUCAGCUACCAGACCUACCAGUUCUGUUUGACAGUGAGGAAGAUCAUCUGCAGCAGGAUGAACGCCUACCUCACAGCUCUGUGUGGAAUGGGCACCGUGUUAUACCUGGGCUCCCUAACGCUGCUCAACACAGUACCCACCCUGCUCAUCCCCUUCACCAUCUGGAUGGCAUCGUAAAAACGUCCACAGACACACAGAGAGGCUCAUUGACAUGACUGCGGAAUAUGGAAGGCUUAAAUCAUGUCCCUCUAUCAGUAUCACUGUUCAUGGGAGAGAAAAAAGCAUUGUGGGAAAUGUCACGUUUGUGUUGAUCGUCAUUUUUAUUAGACAUAUUAUAUUAGUUUAAAGUUUUUUUUUUAUAGAAGAGUACAUCUUACACAUCUGGUAUUUACUGUGUAUAACAGUCUUUAAAUGGACAGCCAUGUUAUUUAAAAAAAAAGUUGUUCCUGAUAAAGGCAUUGCUUUGACAGUAUAUAAUGGACAUCUCGGCCUUUAUGGUCACAAUUAUACAGACAAUAAUGACAUUGGGACAGGAUGGACAAGGUGCCAUACUCCGACAGGGUGAAUGUACUGAACUGUGGCUUUCAACUAAAUUCACACGCCUACUCUCCCUUGCGCAACUUUUCAAUUAGCCUAUUGUAUCUGAAUUCUUCUUUAUUUAAUACUAAAUUGUGCAAAUUGUCUUCUCCUGUUGUUGCCCUUAACUAU